AUGAAUCACUCACAACACCAAGAUCCAACCAAAGAAGAUAAAGUUGAAGAAGAAGAAAAAAUCAAAGCCAAAGAAUUCAACAAGAUUGGUUUUCAGAACAAUCUUGAGCUCAGACUGGGCGUUUCAUCCAGCAACAGCAGCAGUAUGUUGAGAGAGAGAAUGGGGUUGUCAGCAUGUACUGAUAUUGGGCUGCUUAUGAACAAAUUUAUAAGUGUACAUGGCCCGAAGAGUAUAAAUGGGCAGGAGGCCUGGCUUUUCUCUGACCCGCCCAAUGGGUUCAUUGACCCGUGGAGCCUCGCGGCUAGGCAGCAGAAGGCUGUUCUUGAGCAGGCUCAUAAGAAGACCACAAAUCCUUCUUCCACUUCUCCUUCUCAUGGUCUUCGGAGGUGCAUUUUUUUUGCCCAACGGUGCAAAAUCCACUGGAACUCCAAUUAUUUACCAUCAAUCAUAUACAUAACUUAUGCCACAUUGCCACCCUCUCCGUCUGUUGUCGGCUGGCCGCCGGUCUGUGCGUUUCGCCGGAAUAUGGCGAGUUCUCAGGCGGCGAGGCCUGAGAUAGAAGAGGAGAGGGAAGCUAAGAGGGCAAAGAUUGGUGAGGGAGAAGCUUUCAAUGGCUUAUCAGCUGAGGAGACAAAGAACAUUGCGAUGUUUGUGAAGGUGAAAAUGGAAGGAUAUCCUGUAGGAAGGAAGAUUGAUCUUAGGGCUCAUUCUUCCUAUGAUUCACUCUCCCAUUCACUCAGAAUAAUGUUCAAAAAUGUCAUCUGUCUUGAUUACCCAAUUUCUGAAGAACAUAUUGGGGAAACUUUUAAUCGUGAAUAUCUUCUUCUUUAUGAAGACCAUGAAGGAGAUCGAAUGCUUGUUGGUGAUGUGCCAUGGGAAAUGUUCCUUACUUCAGUAAGAAGGCUGCAUAUUGUGCCAAACCCAAAAUCACCAGCUAACAUGGAUGCUAGGGAAUAUGAGAAUUGACCAAGAUUUUUGCUACAUAUCAGGCAGACCUCAUUUGAGUAUAGAUGGAGUAGCUAACUUUCUUUUUUUCUUUUGUUGCAUGAUUAAGUACUUGUUCCAGUUUUACGGCAGAUGCUAAAAUUUGAUUUUCUGCUUGUUAUGACAUUGUGAUCAGUAUCUAUGGAGUAGAUCAAGCAAAUCUAUCCAUCUAAUUCCAAUGUUUUAUUAUGAUUAUUUAAUUAAGGAAAUAAGUUGUAAAUGUUAU
This is a messenger RNA of Phalaenopsis equestris, 1210 nucleotides long. RefSeq names its product auxin-responsive protein IAA25-like. Gene Ontology annotation, cellular component: nucleus. The transcript is spliced from 6 exons. Gene Ontology annotation, molecular function: protein binding. The coding region runs from base 1 to 966 and encodes 321 amino acids. Gene Ontology annotation, biological process: regulation of DNA-templated transcription. The record is from RefSeq and is a predicted model, not a curated record. NCBI's taxonomy places the organism in Eukaryota, Viridiplantae, Streptophyta, Magnoliopsida, Asparagales, Orchidaceae.